Messenger RNA from Colletotrichum aenigma, 2088 nucleotides. It is a transcript of the gene Nlrc3, whose product is annotated as Protein NLRC3. The coding region runs from base 1 to 2088 and encodes 695 amino acids. The record is from RefSeq and is a predicted model, not a curated record. Gene Ontology annotation, molecular function: protein binding. NCBI's taxonomy places the organism in Eukaryota, Fungi, Ascomycota, Sordariomycetes, Glomerellales, Glomerellaceae. The transcript has a single exon.
AUGGCCGCCGCUGCUACUGUCCAACUGACAACGCCGUCCAUCAUCGGUGCCAAUCAGCCCUAUGGCAUGUCACCAGCCACCAGCAUGGGUGACACGGACAAUAUCACCGUCGCCGACAUGGAAGAGGCAAUCCGGCUCGCUCCCCUCUGCCGCGAGGCAUUAAACCUGCUAGACGCAGAGAUGCCCCGCUUCAACCACUCAUAUGCCUUCACCGCAGACGAGAUUCUGGCCCUUCCUCUUGACACAGUUCGCAUCCCCGACGAGUUGCACGGCUUGCCCCGCCGGAAAUCUACGCGAUCUUCCCUCGCAUCUGCCAUUGCGACUCUGCUGUAUCCCGCCACCCACGAGAAAGCUCUGGCUUCCGUGAUCCGGUACGACGCUGCUCGUGUGAGACUGCGCGCGUGGGUCGCACUGCAGCGGAAGUACGACAUAUUUGCCGCCACCAAACGGAACGGCCACAGCUUCCGCGGCUUGACUGGCGGAGCGGCUCCCGGUGUGCAUGCCCCAUUCUGGUCAUCCCGGAUCCUUGCUCAGGGCCCGUGGGACCCGUCAAAACUUCCCGUCUCGACCGCUGGCCCUAGGGCCAUUCCGAUGCCCGUCGCCGUUGCUGACGCCGCCGACCUGGCACCCUUCUUCGACCACCUCGAGCUCGGCGGCACCCACGAGCUCGACGAAAACUCUGCUGGAGCUGACCUCGAUAAUGGCAAGGGAGAGCCAUACUACGGCGUCAAGGGCGCCGAGUUCCGCAAAGGAGUCGUCUACGAGGAUGGUCGCAUGGACCUCUGCAAAAUGGUUGUUGGCCCAGACCACAUCGGCAGCCUGAUGGACAGCUUACGGCCGAACCCCUUCGUCCGACAUUUCCUGCUGGGGAACAACAUCAUUGGCCCGGUUGGCGCUCAGGAGAUUGCCCGCUUCAUCAAAGACUUGCCUGAUCGCAUGGACACUUGGUAUCUCGCUGGCAAUUGCAUCGACGCCCCCAGCUUCAAGAUCCUCGUCGAUGCCAUGGUCACGUCCGACGCCGUCACAAACAUUUGGCUGAAACGCAACCCGCUGGGCGCUGCGGCCGCUGCAGAUGUCUAUCGACUCAUCACCCAGACGAAAAACCUUCGCACGCUGGACCUUGACCAAACGGAACUCGGGGAUGCCGGUCUCGCAGAGUUGUUCACUCGUCUGGCCAUGUACUCCGAUCCCUCCGGCCGUAAGCUGCCCCUGCGACAUCUUUACUUGAACGGCACCGGUAUGUCGACAACGGCUGCCGCAAGGCUUGCAUCUUUCUUGGCCUCUCCAGCCUGCGGUGUCACCUCGCUUUACCUGUCCUGCAACCCACUCGGCGACGCAGGCGUGCAAGCACUGGCCGAGGGCGUUCGUCAGGCUCCUCAACUGACUCGCUUGUCACUUCAAUCAACCGGUCUGCACACGGCGGGUGCCAUUGCCAUCUGCAAUGUCGUCGCAUCGCAUCCUAGGAUUCGCUUCCUUGACGUUGGUCAGGCAUAUGCGACCUUGGACCUCGGCCAAGCUUGGAACUACAUCGAGGACGCUGUCGCACCCUCCAUCAUUGAGCUCUUGUCGACGAACCAGGUCAUCGAAUACCUGAACCUCGGCCAUUGCCCGAUCACACCGCCGGUCCUACGGGAGAUCGAUGCGGCUGUCUUGAAGUCUUUGCUGCUGUACUACGAUGCCGAGUCUAUCCUGCCAGACACGACGAUCAAGGAGCCUAGAUUCAAUCCGUCAGCCGAUCGGACAAUGCCCAACCUGCACUCUUUGGGGGCACUUACCAAGGAUCAAAAAGCCGUCGAGAAGGCAGUCGAUGACCAUCUCGAGGCCAAUGUGAAAGCCAAGUAUGGCAGCGAUAUGACUUACUCCCGCUUCAUGGAUGAGGAGAGGCGGUGGAUCGUGAACGAUAAAGCCGAUGUGCGGAAAAUUGACUCGGUGUACCGCAAUCGCGAUGCCGGUUACGCGCGCCGGCGGCUCAAGGCAUUGGUGAAGGACUGGGACGAGAACGACGACACUCUGGACCGAGUGAUGAACGCGCAGGGUCCAUUUUGCACCCGUUGGAAAAAUUCAAUGGGGACCGUGGAUGCUGCAUAG